Messenger RNA from Dreissena polymorpha, 441 nucleotides. Its product is annotated as reticulon-4 receptor-like 2. Gene Ontology annotation, molecular function: protein binding. The transcript is spliced from 6 exons. The record is from RefSeq and is a predicted model, not a curated record. NCBI's taxonomy places the organism in Eukaryota, Metazoa, Mollusca, Bivalvia, Myida, Dreissenidae. Bases 191 to 430 code for a protein of 79 amino acids.
GGAAAACAACCUAAUCGAAUCCAUACACGCCGGUGCAUUUAAUGGAUUGCCAAACUUAAGAGGCCUGCGGCUGAAUUCCAACGAGCUACGAAACAUAUCUCGGUCGGCGUUCAGUGGAUUGACUCAACUACGCUCACUGGAUUUAUCCAAGAACAGUAUCGAAUCCAUACACGGCGGUGCAUUUGAAGGAAUGCCGAACCUAGGGGCACUGUACCUGAAUGACAACCGGUUAAUUUACAUUUCACGGGCGACGUUCAGUGGCUUGACUCAACUAAACUCACUGUUCCUGGACGGCAACCUGUUACGAAACAUUUCUCGGGCGACGUUCAGUGGAUUGACUCGGCUACGCACACUGUGUGCAACCAACAAUGGUCUCGAAUCAAUAGACGAAGGCGCAUUUGAAGGAGUGCCAAACAUAUUACUUCUGUAAGACGUUUUCAG